UCAGCUUCUUUCACAUCAAACUAAUGUGAACCACACAGUACUUGUAAUUUUUUAAAGAAAAAAAAAAGCAGCAGCAUCGUUGCUCCGACCCCAAUUUAACGUCAAAACAUGGGGAAUGGAAUGAACAAGGUCCUUCCUGGACUUUAUUUAGGCAAUAUCAGAGAUGCCAAAGACAAGGAACAGUUAGCAAAGAAUAAAAUAACGCAUGUUCUGUCCAUUCAUGAUAGUACACAAGCACAAGAUGAGAAUCUAAUUUACAAGUAUUUUCACGCCGCUGAUUCUCCUGAUCAAGAAAUAUCAGUUUACUUCAAGGAGAGCAUCGAUUUUAUUCACAACUGCAGGUUAAACGAUGGAGUAUGCUUAGUUCAUUGUAUGGCGGGAGUGUCUCGUUCAACAUCACUUGUAGCAGCGUAUAUCAUGGUUGUGACUCAGCUUGAUUGGAGAGAGGCUCUUGAAGCCAUUAAAUGUGCACGAUCUAUAGCCAACCCAAAUUACGGAUUUAAAAGACAACUACAAGAUUUCUGCAACUUACAGGCACCUCAGGAACGUGAAAGAUUAAAAAGAGAGUUUCCUAACUCAAAAUUCGAUGACGAGAAAUAUCUCCGAGAGAUUAUGGCGAACAGUAUGAACAACGAUGAUUUAGAGGAUCGCGCGGAUGAUGUUAUGGACGCUUUAUGUAGACAUACACAGAGGACUAAAAUCCAAUCAUACGACAAGGAAAACGAGGAAACAAUUGAUUCAAUAGGCGAGGAAACCUCACCGAAUACAGCUGUAGAGAAUUAAAAUGUUUUGGUAGUUUAUUUAUAUCGUAUUUUCCUUGUAAAUACAAUAGAGUUUGUUGCUUGUACGGAUAUGAAACGUAAAUAAUAACAGUAUCAAAACGAUUGACCUCAGUUCCUGUCUGUCUUUUUAACGGCUUGUUAUUUUCCAAUUUAAACUUUCCUAAUUAGAUGAAUUGGAACAAGAAUAAUAACAAAUGGUAGUUAUACAUCAAUUUUAAUCCAAUUCCCACCCUUUUGGUUUAACUUAGUCUCAAAUGUUCGUUUUGUUGCUAAUUAAGCAUUUUUUUAUUGAAGCAUUUUCGAUCUGUUCACCGGCGUAAAAGCCCUCGCGGGAUGAGAGGAGAACACUUGAUAAGUUUGUAGAUCACAAGGCAGAGGGAAGUGGUUUACAAACUUUUCUCCAUUCCUCCCAACUUCUCAAGUGGGUUAUUGCGCUGGUAAACCGAUAGAAAGUGUGGUUUACUGCUUUCAGGGAAAUAAAUUAAAAACAAUAUUUUAUUUUCUACGGGUUUACCGAUGCAAUAAACGAUAGGUUUUUGACCAGUCAAAGCGCUCGUACUAUCUAAGUUAUUUUAUGAACCAAGACAGACUUCUUCAUACCAUAAUACUGUAAGAAUUGCAGUUUCACGGGACUCAACACGGGUUCAUUUGAGCAGCGAUAAGGCGCCGUUGUAAUGAGUUUAAUAUUUGAGAUUAUAUUUUUGUAAAGAAACGUGUGCUAUUAAAUAACACAUUAAACUGAUUAUAAAACGAGGAGAAGAAAA
Stylophora pistillata is the source of this 1546-nucleotide messenger RNA. RefSeq names its product dual specificity protein phosphatase 22. The record is from RefSeq and is a predicted model, not a curated record. Gene Ontology annotation, molecular function: protein tyrosine phosphatase activity. Lineage: Eukaryota; Metazoa; Cnidaria; Anthozoa; Scleractinia; Pocilloporidae. Gene Ontology annotation, biological process: protein dephosphorylation; signal transduction. Gene Ontology annotation, cellular component: cytosol.